Punica granatum (pomegranate) is the source of this 2312-nucleotide messenger RNA. The record is from RefSeq and is a predicted model, not a curated record. Lineage: Eukaryota; Viridiplantae; Streptophyta; Magnoliopsida; Myrtales; Lythraceae.
CUGAGUCUCACUGUCUGUAAUGUACUGUAAUGUGAUAUCAGCAUAUAUAUGCUAACCUCUUGCAUCUUCACCUACCUCUGAUAACUCCAUUCCUUCUUAAAAAUAAACAACCCUUCACCAUUCACCUUCUAUUGUUUAUGUCUCUCUCUCAGCAUAAGAAAAAGGAUUUUUUUUUUUUGGCCUGGUGCCUUCGCUUCUGGGCAAUUCAAGAACUGGGUGGUUCUUGAGCAAGUACUGGUUUUGAGCUGGGAAAUGAAGACCCUUUUGUCCGACUGAGACAACCCAGAGAGGGAACUCAUCGAAGAGACUUCCUUUGCCGGCGGCGAUAUUUGCAAUGGCGCUUUUGGUCUGAAUGUGGUUCUGGUGGACAGACUCUGCUAUGGGAAGGUCUGGGGAAGAGAUCUAGGGUUUCUUGUUCUCUGCUAGAGAAGGAACUGUUUUGGAGAAGGUUCUUGGAGGAUUGACUGAUUCAGGCAGUCGCUUCUCUGGUGAAAAAUGGGAUCGGAUCUCAAUUCAGGCCUGUCGAAAAGCACGUCAUUGUUUGGUCUCAAGGUAUGGGUCUUGGUGGCGAUAUUUAUCUGCGCAUUUAUUGUUGUGAUCCUCGGGGUUCUGUCGCUCUGCCUUACUUUCCGGAAGAGAUCGAGGAGGGCUAAAGGCAAUCUUCCCCUUGCUCAAAUUCCAAUAAUUUCAAAGGAGAUCAAGGAGAUAAAGGUCGAUGAAGCUUCCGCGAUUAAUGAUAAAUUCAGGGAUGGGGAUUUGGAGAAGGUUCUGAUGCAAUCUGAGAAUGGAGAUAGCAGUCGAUCCGGCUCUUUUAAUAAAGCUGAGAAGGAUGGGAUUAUUGCAGCCCAAUUGGAAGGGGGAACAAAAGGCACUGUUUCUGCUUACAGGCCUUCUUCUCAUCCCAUAACUGCCCCUUCCCCACUUGUGGGUCUGCCCGAAUUUUCUCACCUUGGUUGGGGCCAUUGGUUUACUCUCCGAGACCUAGAGAUUGCAACGAAUCGCUUCUCGAAGGAAAAUGUUAUCGGUGAGGGCGGAUAUGGAGUUGUUUAUCGGGGCGAGUUGAUUAAUGGGACCCCCGUUGCUGUGAAGAAGCUGCUUAACAAUCUUGGACAAGCAGAGAAGGAAUUCAGAGUCGAAGUAGAGGCUAUUGGUCAUGUCCGGCACAAAAAUUUGGUUCGACUUUUGGGAUAUUGCAUUGAAGGGACUCAUAGGAUGUUAGUUUAUGAGUAUGUUAACAAUGGAAAUCUUGAGCAAUGGCUUCAUGGGGCAAUGCGUCAAUACGGGCAUCUUACUUGGGAAGCUCGUAUGAAGGUUCUCCUUGGAACUGCUAAGGCGCUGGCCUACUUGCAUGAGGCUAUUGAACCAAAAGUGGUGCACAGAGAUAUCAAGUCCAGCAACAUUUUGAUUGAUGAUGAAUUCAGUGCUAAAAUAUCUGAUUUUGGCUUGGCCAAAUUGCUUGGAGCUGGAAAAAGUCAUAUCACAACUAGAGUUAUGGGAACUUUUGGAUAUGUGGCUCCGGAAUAUGCAAAUUCUGGUCUUCUGAAUGAGAAAAGUGACGUAUAUAGCUUUGGGGUCGUGCUUUUGGAAGCAAUUACUGGGAGAGAUCCCGUAGACUAUGGUCGGCCUGCUCCUGAGGUAAAUUUGGUUGAUUGGCUCAAAAUGAUGGUGGGAAGCAGAAGGUCUGAGGAAGUGGUGGAUCCAAACAUCGAGAAGAGGCCAUCGACAAGUGCGCUCAAGAGAGCCCUUCUGACAGCUCUGAGAUGCGUUGAUCCUGAUUCUGAGAAAAGGCCGAAGAUGGGCCAAGUAGUCCGGAUGCUGGAAUCAGAAGAAUACCCAAUCCCUCGUGAGGACCGAAGGCGUCGCAGGAAGACCGGGACAUCUGAGGUCGAUUCCCAUAGAGAGGACUCUGAUACUGAGAAGAGUGACAAUCCCGAUUUUAAUUCUGAAAGGAGAAGAAACAACCGAGAAUAGGAUAUGGAACCGAGGAAUACUAGUGUGAGGCUGAUUCAUGCAUAGCUUCGUCUAUGAACAGCAUUGAGUACGAGUUACUGGAAUUGGUCCGGUUUCUUUACCUACCCAUAGGUGUAGCCGUGUAGGAAGAAAGUAUCUACUUUGGGAACUAAAAGAAAUAUGUAUGAAGACACAUUUUGCCUUUUAUGUCUGUACAGUUUGCCGCUUCUCUGUUUAGCUUUUGUUUUGUAGGUUUGUGUCAAUUUAUGAGAAUGUGAAGAGGAUAUGAUUCGGAAGAGGUUGAUAUUGCGGUUUGAUUUUUUGUUGUUUAAAUUUCAGAAUAUAAGGAAAUAUUUUCCGAU